GGUCCGUGAGGGGCCGUGAGGGGCUGAGGGGCGGCCGGGCCCGCCCGGAGCCUCCCAGCACCUCUCACGGCGCUCUCGGGGCCGCGUCCUCCUCCCUCCCGAGCGCUCCCCCGAUCCUUUAACCCGCAGUAAUUUCAUCAGCCACUAUUUUUAAAUUAAAAAGAAGGACAAAAUGAUGUCAAGACAAGCCUUCCUGUGCAGUUUGGGCUCUCUGUAUUUAUCCCUCCUCUUCAUCUUCCUCCUCAUGGAUGUUUAUGCCAGGCCUGCAAAUAAUUCUGUGCUCAAGGAGAAAGGGGCUGAUGGCAAAGAGGAGAACGAGAUCCUGCCCCCAGAUCACCUGAACGGGGUCAAAAUGGAGAUGGACGGGCACCUGAACAAAGAAUUCCAUCAGGAGGUUUUCCUGGGAAAGGAGAUGGAGGAAUUUGAGGAGGAUUCAGAGCCCAGAAGAAACAGGAAGAAGCUGAUGGUCAUUUUUGCAAAGGUGGAUGUAAAUAAUGAUAAAAAGAUUGGAGCCAAGGAGAUGCAGCGCUGGAUCAUGGAAAAGACGGAUGAACAUUUCCAGGAGGCUGUGGAAGAGAACAAAAUGCACUUCAGAGCUGUGGACCCCGAUGGGGACGGCCACGUGUCCUGGGAUGAAUACAAAAUUAAAUUCCUGGCAAGUAAAGGCUUUAAUGAAAAAGAAAUUGCUGAGAAGAUCAAAAACAACGAAGAGCUGAAAAUAGAUGAAGAAACCCAGGAGGUUUUAGACAACCUGAAGGAUCGGUGGUACCAGGCUGACAACCCCCCUCCUGACCUGCUGCUGAACGAGGAGGAAUUCCUGUCCUUCCUGCAUCCAGAGCACAGCAGGGGGAUGCUCAAGUUCAUGGUGAAAGAAAUCAUCCGGGAUCUGGAUCAGGAUGGAGAUAAGAAGCUCACCCUCUCCGAGUUCAUCUCCUUACCUGUCGGCACCGUGGAGAACCAGCAGGCUCAGGACAUUGAUGAUGACUGGGUGAAAGACAGGAGGAAGGAGUUUGAGGAGGUCAUUGAUGCCAACCACGAUGGCAUUGUCACCAUGGAAGAGCUGGAGGAAUACAUGGAUCCCAUGAACGAGUACAACGCCCUCAACGAGGCCAAGCAGAUGAUUGCAGUGGCAGAUGAGAAUCAAAACCACCACCUGGAGCUGGAGGAGAUCCUGAAAUACAGCGAAUAUUUCACCGGCAGCAAACUCAUGGACUACGCCCGGAACGUCCACGAGGAAUUCUGACCCUGCUCGCUCCUCCAGAGCUCUCAAGCACUUUCUGGCUUUCAAAAAAAAAAAGAGAGAGAGAGAGAGGGGGGAAAAAAAGGAAUAAAUCCAAGCCCCAAAAACAGACAGUUCCUUUGCUGCUAAUCUGUGUCCUUUGCCUCCGGUGUGUUGUCCCAGACUUCCAACCUUCCGUCCGUCCACGGGAUCUUGCUGCCUUUGGGGUGAGGGGAAACCAGGCCAGGAAGAGUGGGAAAGGUCCUGGAAUGCCUCAGUUCCCCCUGGAUUGGGCAGGAAUUCCAGCUGAAGUUGGGCAAAUCGUCUUUGGGGGAGGCUUCUGAAAUAUUUCACUCGUUGCCCUCGUAGCUGCUGAUCCCUGGGAAUCCCAGAUAACAGGGAGAUGGUGGGUUUUUGGGAAGGGAGUGGCGGUUCCAAGGUGUGUUCUGACCUCCUGGGAAUACUCACACGAUAUUCCACUGAUCUCUCAGUGCUUUUCUCAGCCUAGUUGGGAAUUUAAUCCGAGUUUUCCCUCCAUCACUCAAUUAUCCUUCAGGACCGUGGGGAGGAAUUUAUUUGAAAGGUUCCACAGAGGCUUUUUUGCAUCUACCUAAAAAAAUAAACCUGGUUGUAGCAUGACAGGCUUUGUGUUGGGGGGAGAUGGGGGAGAAUUCAAAUUAUGGCUGAAAAAAAAAAUCAGAUUUUUGCUCUAAAACGAAACCAAGGAGGGGGGGGGGGGGGAAGUUUCCCAGAGCAGUGGGAUUGCCCUGAGGGGUGUGAUGGCUGCUGGAUUUAAAACUCCCUGCUCAGACUGGUAAAAUCAGUUGUCUCUGUGCAAAUUGGAGCUGAAUUGGAGGUGCUGAAGGGGAGGAAUUCCAGGCUUUGCUUGGGAAGCCCUUGGAUCAACCUGGCUCUGGGUAAAUCUCUGAGAGCAUCUUGGCUCCCGUCCACUCCUGCAAAAAUAGAACAGUUAUUUUUACUCUGGUUCCAUCUUUACUGUAAAAAAAAAAAAAAAGAAAACCCCUCUUUCUGAAGGGUUCCUGCAAGUGAGAUGUUAUAUUUGAUUAAAUUUAUUCUCUUAAUAUAAUGUAAAUAUAAGUGUUGCUGGUUCUGUUUCACUCUUCCUUCUCUUUAUUUUUUUUUGUUUGUUUUAUUAAAUGGCUUGUAUAAGAGUCUUUUUAUAUCCAUA
Corapipo altera (White-ruffed manakin) is the source of this 2408-nucleotide messenger RNA. It is a transcript of the gene SDF4, whose product is annotated as stromal cell derived factor 4. The record is from RefSeq and is a predicted model, not a curated record. The transcript has 7 exons. Gene Ontology annotation, molecular function: calcium ion binding. Lineage: Eukaryota; Metazoa; Chordata; Aves; Passeriformes; Pipridae. Gene Ontology annotation, biological process: calcium-ion regulated exocytosis. The coding region runs from base 173 to 1243 and encodes 356 amino acids. Gene Ontology annotation, cellular component: endoplasmic reticulum.